UCUGUUUUGAAUUGUUGUUCUUGAGCUUGAAGUAACGGCACUUCUUGGACGCGAUAUAAAUUAAAGAAAAAUGUGGGAAUAAUAAAUUAAUGAGUUGCAAAUGUAACCGGUUACAAUAAAAUUGCAAAUGCAAGGCUUAUAACAUUUUUUUUAAUUCGUACGUGCUGAUAAUAAAGAAAAAUAAAAACAUCAAGGUGGAGUUAGUUGUGGAAAAUGGCGCAACCGCCGCCGGAUCAGAACUUUUAUCAUCAUACGCUGCCGCAUCCGCACCCACACACGCACCCACACCCGCAUUCACACACUCACGCACACACACACACACAGCAUCCACAGCUGCAGUUGCCGCAGUUUCGUAAUCCCUUCGAUUUACUGUACGAUGAUCGCAUCAACUACAACUACAUACGUCCCUAUCUGCCAAACCAAAUGCCCAAACCAGAUGAGCUGUCCGACUCGCUGGUUAUGCGACGACCUCGUCGCACCCGCACCACCUUCACCAGCUCCCAGAUUGCGGAAUUGGAGCAGCACUUUCUGCAGGGACGUUACCUGACCGCGCCACGUCUGGCCGAUCUGUCGGCCAAGUUGGCGCUGGGCACGGCACAGGUCAAGAUCUGGUUCAAGAAUCGCAGGCGUCGCCAUAAGAUCCAAUCGGACCAACACAAGGAUCAGUCAUACGAUGGAAUGCCGCUGUCACCAUCGAUGCCCAAUGCACCACUGAAGUCCACGGACGCGGAUCCGCCGAGUCUGCAAGCACUAAGCCUUGGAGGUGGCUCUGCCACGCCCAAUGCCCUCACACCAUCACCUACACCGUCCACGCCAACGGCGCAUCUCGUGGAGCAUUACAGUGAAUCCUUCAAUGCAUACUACAACUACAACAAUCACCACCCACAGGCCACUGGACAGCAGCGGCAUGUGGCACAGGUGCAUGCCCAAUACACAGCGGCAGCAGCGUCCAACACUGCCUCACAGUUUUUCCCCGCUGGAGCCAUGCAGCAACAUGGCAAUCCACAUGGACAGCAGCAGCUCCAUCAGCAGGCGGUGCCACCGCCACCGCCAUCUCAUCAUCAACAACCGCAGCAGCUUCACCAUCAUCAUGUGAUGGCCCAACAACAACAACAGCAACAACAACAUCAGCAGCAGCAACAACAGCAACAACAAUAUCAUCAUUUUGACUUUCAACAAAAGAAUGGAAACGGCUGUCGGGUGCCGCUGCUGAAAGGCGACAACGAGGCCGACUACAGUUUCAAUGGUUCGUAUUAUAUGCGAACAACGGCGCUGCCACUGGCCGGCGUCGCUGCCAAUAUGCCGGCCGUCGAGUCCGUGACGUCUGCACUCUCGCCCGGCUCCGAGGUCUAUGAGCCAUUAACACCAAAGAAUGACGAAAGUCCCAGUCUGUGUGGCGGUGGUCCUGGUGGCGGGGUUCCUGGCAGUGGCGGCGGCCCCUGUGCAACUGCUGUCGGCGCCGACGAUGUCACCGACGACAUGGACGAUGGAUCGACUAAAAAGACGACGAAGCUACAGAACUUGGAGCCACUGAAGAGCAACAAUGCUGUUGCAGACAAACACUGUGAUGACAACAGUGAUGUUCUGGGUGCAGGACUACUUGCUGUGGCACGCGGCAACCGCAUCGGAUGUGGCAGCAAUGCCAACAGCGCUUUUGGCAAGUUCGGUAAACUAACAGUACCGUCAACGCAGGCGCCACCUUUGCCGUCAUCGGAGGCAAUUCACGAAGCAAAUCAAUAUCAAUGUACGAUGGAUACGAUAAUGCAAGCGUAUAAUCCACAUCGUAAUGCCACUGGCAACACGCAGUUCGCCUACUGCUUCAAUUAGGCCUUAACCCUGAGCGGUCUAUAAUUAAUAGGGAUUGUAUACACAAAAUAGGAUAUAUUGUAAACCCAAAAGUUUAUAUGUUUGUGGAUUUUUUAGCUUUAAGUGACACGUUGAUUCCUGAUUGUACAAAGUUUAAAUGAUUGUAUAAAUAUUUACCCGUAGUUACCUGUAGUAGUUUAAGCCAUUUAAUAUUGUUUAAAUGUUUAGAUUUUUCGUUGCUACAGCUUUUAAUGCAUUUUAUAAUGAUAUUAUUCAGAAACUUCCUUUAUCACACAUUCCUUAUUCUUUACUCUAUCUGGCUGGGCAUUUUCGAAAGCCCAUGAAUGUUCAGCCAGAUAUUGUCAAGAUAGUAAUGGGCUUUACUGAAAGUGUGAUAGAUUAAGGUUCUAUUAUGAAAAUCGCAUGUUAAAUUAUAUUCUCUUUAAUAACUCGAGCAAAUUGUCAUAACUAAAAACUGUACUGAUCGAAAUGAAAAAUGUUUCUCUUCUUGAUAAUCGCAUGCCCUUACUUUUGGGUCAUGCUAUUAUCAGGCAAAGAUCGAACGUUUAAACAAUAAUUAUCAUCAGAAUAUUUUUAACUUUGUUAUGCCUCAGGUUGCGUGUUGCAAUUAAACAUUCUUCGCGCAAGAAUCGUUUGAAAAUUGUAUAUUAAUGCAUGACAACCUCACGCUCCAAUUAUAUAAAUUGAAUAUAAGCUUAACUAGUGGAUUUUUAACUUUUAUCAAUUUAAAAUGCAUUGAACUCUGUUAAGUAACGCUACGAAUGGUGCACCCUUCAAUUAGUGUUUUAAGUAUACCUGAUCUGUGUAAGAUAGUCUAUAUAAAAACAUAUAUUAAUUUUUCAACAUAACUGUUGACAA
Drosophila innubila is the source of this 2685-nucleotide messenger RNA. RefSeq names its product homeotic protein bicoid. Bases 214 to 1827 code for a protein of 537 amino acids. The transcript has 4 exons. The record is from RefSeq and is a predicted model, not a curated record. NCBI's taxonomy places the organism in Eukaryota, Metazoa, Arthropoda, Insecta, Diptera, Drosophilidae. Gene Ontology annotation, biological process: regulation of transcription by RNA polymerase II. Gene Ontology annotation, cellular component: nucleus. Gene Ontology annotation, molecular function: DNA-binding transcription factor activity, RNA polymerase II-specific; RNA polymerase II cis-regulatory region sequence-specific DNA binding.